GCGGGUGAAAGGUGACGCAAGCGUCUAGCGUAAUGAACUUGUCCAAAGCAACCGCAUAUUUUACGGUGAAAUGUCUGAAUCCUUAAUCUAUUUGCAAUAAAAUAGAAGUAAAAAGUAGCAGUUGUAAGAUAAUGAAAGGUGCGAUUGUAGAGACGAGUUAAACGGCAAUAGUAUUAACAUUUUAUUUUAUAGUGAAGUGGUGAAUUGCACGAUACACAAGUAAUUUUUUACCGUUGAUAAGCAAAAAAUGGCAGCCUUACCACGCAGAAUUAUCAAAGAAACGCAAAGAUUAAUGCAAGAACCCGUGCCGGGUAUUAGUGCGGUCCCCGACGACAGCAACGCUCGAUAUUUCCACGUAAUUGUUACCGGGCCGGAGGAUUCGCCCUUCGAAGGCGGCCUGUUUAAGUUGGAACUGUUUUUGCCGGAAGAUUACCCCAUGUCUGCGCCCAAAGUAAGAUUUAUCACGAAAAUUUACCAUCCCAACAUAGACAGACUAGGAAGAAUUUGCCUGGACAUACUAAAGGACAAGUGGAGUCCUGCUUUACAAAUUCGUACAGUUCUUUUAUCAAUUCAAGCCCUGCUUAGUGCUCCAAACCCAGACGACCCCUUAGCAAAUGAUGUUGCCGAACUAUGGAAAGUAAACGAAUCAGAAGCCAUUCGAAAUGCUAAAGAGUGGACCCGUCGAUAUGCUAUGGACAAUUAAAUUUUUACCAUUCGAAGAGCAAAGUGCAUAACAAAGAUAUUUUACUACUAGAUAGUUUUUUAUAUUUUAUUUAUCAAGCAUAACAGGCAAAAUCUCUUUGUUAUUUACUCUAGGUGUAUAAAUUUUCUGCUUUCUGUGAAAUGUUGACAUUUUACAAAGAAAUCUUUAGGUUAUAAACAUAUUUUUAAAUUGUAAACAAAUCCGUUGAUAUUUAUGAAACAUUGUAUAAUACCUUCAUUUAUUUUUGCUACUUGUGUUUCAUUUAAACAAGUAUGAGAAUUUCUGGAAACAUUAAAAGAUCAAGGACAUAUACUACAUGUUUAAGAUGUUUAUUUAGUUCAAAUUGCUAUCCUCUUAGAUAUUUCACGUAAACAACUUGAUAAAAUUAUUAUUUUUAUAAUUUGUGACUAAGGGUAUUUGAAGUAAUUAUAUAAUUUUAAUAAAUCGUGAUUUUUCCCAGGUUUCUUAUUCUCAACCUUGCUUUUGGAUUCAAUGUCAAGUAUGACUUUUCAAUUAUUAUAUACCACCCUUAUUUUAGCUUAUCCUGCAUACUGUACCUACAUAUAACAAAUCUUGGCAGAAUAUUAAUUAUUUUUGUGCUUAGAUAUAAUAAUAAAAGGUGCAAAUUAAGUAUAUAGUUGAUGUAAAUAUUGGCUUUUUUACAAAUUCUUUAUACCAAGACUGUAAAUGCUAUUUAUUUGAAAAACAAACCAAAAACAUACAUCAAUUUUUAUAUCAAUAAAGUUUUGUUCAUUUAGAAGGUUUAUCAAAGUAAUGUAUGCCGAAAUUUGUAACAAGUAUUAUAUUGUUAAUUUUUAUCAACAUUGUUUUUUAUCUUUUCUUUGAAUAAACCUUUUUAUUUAUUUUCCUUUAUCCAUUACAGAAUAUCUGAUAUAUCUGAAAAACUAAUAAAAU
Brassicogethes aeneus is the source of this 1618-nucleotide messenger RNA. NCBI's taxonomy places the organism in Eukaryota, Metazoa, Arthropoda, Insecta, Coleoptera, Nitidulidae. The record is from the annotation of a GenBank genome assembly.